Molecule: messenger RNA, 1239 nt
Organism: Colletotrichum karsti
Lineage: Eukaryota; Fungi; Ascomycota; Sordariomycetes; Glomerellales; Glomerellaceae
Exons: 1
Coding region: 1-1239 (412 amino acids)
Source: RefSeq, a predicted model, not a curated record
AUGCUGCAACUCCUCGAACAGAGACCUGAUCUCCGCGGUUGGGUCAAGCAACUUCACCUUGCCAUGCCACCUUCAACGUACUACUUCGAGGAUCUCGCACCCGGGCAAAUCCAGUCUCUCUGGGAGCAAGUUGAGAGCAAGUAUGGAGUCAAAAUACUCGGCAGAGAAGAAGUCAGAGACGAUUCUUCUCGUUUCACGGAUGAAAGGGGAUACGGUAUUCUUCUGGCUUUGCUGCUUUCUGUCCUUCGAGGCGUCGAAGGUCUCUCGGUAUUUUCGACGGCUGGAACUUUUGCUCAUGCUGGCAAUUAUUUGACUCAGAAUUCUACUCUUCUGACCCAAAGCAACCAACUAAAAGGGAACGACUAUACGCAGGAAAUCAGCCCAACAACAAUCCUUCCCAACCUUACGUCUCUUGCGGUUACCAAUCAACUCUACAACGACGUGGAAUUACAACCAAAUAUCACGACGUGGUCUUCCAUGGCUGUUCUCGACGUUUGUCCAAAUCUCUCAAAAGUUUGGGCGGAUGGGUUUUACGACAGUCCUCCGCUUGGCAACUUGCCCAACAAUGUAUGCCAAAACAUCACAGCUCUCAACCUCAUGAACACUUUUAUUUCCGAGGAUGCCUUUCCUGCUCUCAUGGAACGAAUUCAAUGUUUGGAGACCUUCAAGUUUCUUGUCAUGGAGCCUGAUUGUGGCUCUCUGCUGGACGACGAGGAAUACGGAGUACUGUCUCCUAGAGCAGCUGUACGAGGCCUGCAAUGCCACGCAAAGUCUCUGCGUACAUUCUAUUACCAGAACGACGUCGGGUACUUUGGCAAGGAUGAGCUAUUUGACACCUUCGAAGCAUUUGCCAGUUUGAAGAACUUGUGGAUCGAUACAAAAAGCUUUACCACCACAGGCGGCGCGUAUGGCAUGGACUUUGAUGCUGAAUACUCAGAUUCCGAGGAUGGAACCGACACGGAGCAGGAUGAUGGCCCUCAGAACCUUCCAGGUCUUCCGUGCUCUCUUCGGCGUCUAUACAUAUCUGAAGACAUAGAGCCAAUCGUCGACAGCUUGCGUUUACUCGCUUCAGAAUGCGAGCUUCGGUUCCCAAAGCUUGAGAAGGUGGUUUUCGGAGAACCUUACCUGCUUGAUGGCCCAGGGUUUGACGAAAUGGGCCUCAACGAGAUUUACAGGACGUUUCGCAAUGCCGGCGUUGAAGCCUGCCCUCAUGACAAGUACCAAUCGGAUCUUUGGUAA